Messenger RNA from Fonsecaea nubica, 864 nucleotides. RefSeq lists its product as hypothetical. Lineage: Eukaryota; Fungi; Ascomycota; Eurotiomycetes; Chaetothyriales; Herpotrichiellaceae. Bases 1 to 864 code for a protein of 287 amino acids. The transcript is spliced from 3 exons. The record is from RefSeq and is a predicted model, not a curated record.
AUGAGGACUUUGGUGGCCCUUCCCUCUCUCCCCAGAGCUCUGGUGCUCGCCUGUUUGAUACUUACUUGCGUGCAAGCUACAGCAAAAUUUACCAUUGUCAACGGCCAAAUAUACACACCAGGCUUAGCGAUAAUUGAUGCGCCUCAACCGUUCACGCCUGAAGGAGGUGAUUUCCUCCAAGUCGCCAUCGAUAUCUCCGGAAAUGGCCGCAUCCCUCAGCCUCCGUACUCUCCCAAUGUUGAGACCGGCAUUCUCAAUAUCACCAUCUUCCUGUUCAGCUAUGCGACAGGCCUCAACUUGACGAUAUCCAAUGGCACCAGUCAUGGCUGGUUGAGCGAUGGCCCGGAAGCACCAGAGUUCCGUUGUAACUCCACGACCAGUCAAGGCUUUCAGAAUGCGGGAUGUGAGGAGAUCAUGGCGCAAGAGAAUGGCAGUACUGUGAAGCAUGUCAACUGGGCAUGGCCUGACUGUUUCGUCGGUGAUGGUGACAAGAAUUCGGGUGCUUCCUCUGCCAGAGGCUCGUAUAAUGUCUCGAUUCAUCAGUCCUUCCGACUCAAUGGAACCGCAUAUUACACGAUCUUCAACCUCCCCAUCCAAAUCACCAAUUCCAUUCCCAACACCACGCAGCUGGCAUCCAGAGGCACUCGCCCAUCGUGUGCUCUCCGAGAAAAUGUCCUGCAGAAUCAGACGAGCCAAGAUGCGAGUGUGUCUCUGCCACCUUCUCAGCCAUAUCUCGGCGGCGCUCUCAGCGUUGAAGGCGGGACGCAGAAUCAAGCAGUUGCUCAGCUGCACGGCCUUGAUCGCCGUAUAACAAGACUCUCAACCAUACUUGUCAUCACUCUUAUUUCAGGCUUGGUGUUGUGA